Messenger RNA from Myotis lucifugus (little brown bat), 276 nucleotides. RefSeq names its product bactericidal permeability-increasing protein-like. NCBI's taxonomy places the organism in Eukaryota, Metazoa, Chordata, Mammalia, Chiroptera, Vespertilionidae. Gene Ontology annotation, biological process: lipopolysaccharide-mediated signaling pathway; negative regulation of interleukin-6 production; negative regulation of macrophage activation. Gene Ontology annotation, molecular function: lipopolysaccharide binding. The record is from RefSeq and is a predicted model, not a curated record. The annotation marks the transcript as partial. The transcript has 3 exons.
GCCAAGAUGUUCCCCAACAUGAGCAUGCAGUUCCUCGUCAGAGUCUCUUCUCCACCGCACCUCACUGUGUCCCCCGCUGGUCUUGCCUGCACCCCGGUCCUGGAGGCCCAGGCCUUCGCUGUCCUCCCGAACUCCUCCUUGGCUCCUCUCUUCCUGCUUGGCAUGAGUGCGAACGCUUCUGUGGAGGUCGGCGCCAUGUCCGACAGGCUUGUGGGAGAGCUCAGCUUGGACAAGCUGCUCCUGGAACUGAAGCACUCAGACAUCGGCCCCUUCUCG